CGAGAGUGGAGCUUCACUCUCGUCGUCGUCUCCAUCAGUCUUCUUUCUGCAGAAAAAGCGCCGCCGAGAGCCCAUACCCUCGCCGCAAUCGCCGGAUUCACACCCGACGACUGCCGACCGAUUCAGAACCAACCGCCGAAGCAUAGAUCCCUGUGGUACUUGUUGAUCUAGAUCUAGAAAAACUGGUUUCCCAAUAUCAGAAGGGCAGCUGAGGCAUAUGGAUCACGUUUCUCAUAAACCAGACGUGUCCUUGUCAGAUAUACAAAUGUUUUUCCAGUCAGCAGUACAUGGUGUCAAACCAGCAGGGUGCUAUGGGAAAUGUCUCCACUGGUGUUGUUGGCAUACAGAAACUCUCUGUACCAAGCAAGCGCAAGGCUGAGGGGGAACCGGUGGUUCCCAGCUCAUCUCCUCGGCAAUCAUCAUCGCUAGCAAACAAACGCGUUGGGCCCCAGCGUCCACAGAUGCAACCAAAAGCCAGCUCGACAUCAUCGCAGGGUCUUCUGGCACCUAAUAAGAAAGCUGCACGGAACGAAUCCUUUUCCAGUAGGAACGGCUCACAGCGUCCACAGGGACCAAAAGGACGGGCAAUUCAAGUCGACACCGUGUUGAAAAAUCAGACUGACUCCUCCAAAGCCGUGAGGUCAAAAAUGAGGGAAUCACUUGCUGGUGCACUUGCUUUGGUAUGCCAGAGAAAAGAUGAACCCUCCAAUCCAGCUAAGGGCGAGAGUGAAGAUAGAACUGGGCUACAGUCAUCAGUAGAACUGACAACUGGAUUCCCCGAGUUGGCAGUUGAAGAUAUACCGUUUAGUGAUAAUUUCUUUGUUAAAGACGAUCUCUUGCAGGGAAACGGUCUCACUUGGGUCAUGGAUCUUGAUAUGGAAAUGGGCAAGGAAAUAAAUGAAGCUGCUAAUGAUAAAGUACAAGAGAGAAAAUCUCCAGAGGACCUGGCUUUAGUUAUUGAGGAAGAACUGUUUAAGUUAUUCGGAGGUGUGAAUAAGAAAUACAAGGAAAAAGGUAGGUCUCUUCUGUUCAAUCUUAAAGAUCCUAACAAUCCAGAACUUAGAGAGAGGGUUAUGUCUGGUGAGAUUCUCCCAGAAAGGUUGUGUUCAAUGACUGCCGAGGAACUUGCUUCAAAAGAACUUUCUGAAUGGAGGACUGCGAAAGCUGAAGAGCUUGCUCAAAUGGUUGUUUUGCCUGAGAAUGAUGGUGACAUGAGACGGUUGGUUAAGAAAACACACAAAGGUGAAUAUGAAGUGGAGUAUGAAACUGACGAUAAAGCUGUUAGUAUCGCUGCAGAGAUCUCUGCUGGUGCAACGACAUCAAUCACUACACAAUUUCAACGAAAGCCCAAAGUUGCAAAGACAAAGUUAGCUUCAGAGGAUGGAGAGAGUCAAAGUUCUGCAGACAGAAUUAGUGAAAAGAAACAGGAUUUAUCAGGCAGUCUGGUUAUCCAGACUGAUGAGACUGAUUUAAUGCAAGGAAUGAUGGUGGAUGAGUUCAAGGAAGCAGAUUUUCUUUCUCCCAUUGUUACCCUUGAUGAAUUUAUGGAGUCCCUUGAUUCAGAACCUCCAUUUGAGAACUUGCCUGCUGUAGAUGAUGCCACAAAAAAACUUCCAGUUACUGAAUCAACUUCGGAAGGACCUAAUAAUGCUCUUUUGGAAGACGAGGAUGGUAAAGUGAUCGAAAAUCAGGCCGAGGCAGUCAAAAAACAAAUUGAUCCACAGCCAGAUGUUAAAUCUAUUUCAAAUUUAACUGCAAAAAACGAAUUGCCAACUGGGAAUGCAACUUCAGUUAAUUCUAUUUGGGAAGGGGCACUUCAACUGAGUAUUUCAACUGCAGUUGCGGUUAUGUGCUGUUUUAGAAGCGGUGAAAGAACAUCGACUAAGGACUGGAAGAAUCCCCUUGAAAUCAAGGGUAGAGUCCGACUUGAUGCAUUUGAAAAAUUCAUUCAGCAGCUCCCGAUGUCACGGAGUCGCGCAGUCAUGGUGGUUCAGUUUCUACUCGAGGACGCCUCGUCGGACGAUGACCGGAGAUGUCUUUCUGAGGCAGUGGAUUCUUACGUUUCCGAUGGGAGGGUGGGAUUUGCAGAGCCGGCUCCGGGAGCGGAGCUCUACCUUUGUCCUCCGCGGGGGCGGGCACUCGAAAUGCUGACCAAUCACCUCUCCAAGGACUUCUCCGAACUGCAUGGUUCCAUUGACGAUAAUACCCUUGUCGGGGUUGUCGUGUGGCGAAGGCAUCAUCAUCAUCCUCCUCCUCACCACCACCUUCAUCGUUUGACGUCAACCGUUUCACUAGACCCCAAACAACAACAUACCCAACAACCCGUUGCGCAGUCAUCUAGGAGACCGCACGAACGAGAUUCUGAUAAUUUCCCGCCGAUAGUGUCUUCGAGACCUCCGCCUACCCCGUUGCCCGCUACGAAGGAUGACGACGACGAUGACGAUAUCCCGCCCGGGUUUGGGCCGCCCAAAGGCGGUUCUCGUGAUGACGAUGACUUGCCGGAGUUUAAUUUCUCCGGGAACACGUCUUCGAUGAGACACCCGCACCCCUACCCCCGUGCCGCGGCACCCCUAUCAGAUCAAAUGAGACAACUUGUACACAUGUAUGGCAGAACUGAUAUUAAGAAUAUUAAUAACAGCAAUAACAUUAAUAAACCGCCUACUGAUAUUGGAAUCGAACCAUGGAACGACGAUGACGAUGAUGACAUCCCGGAGUGGCAGCCGGCCCCGCCACCGCCGGUACCCGGUUCCGGGAUUCAUCUCCCGCCACCCUUGCAACAACCCCAUAGUUUAAGUCACCCAAGAAUGCAAAACCCACACCAUGUCCCAAACAUGUCCCCAAGAUGGCCUCCAGUUUCUCCGGGAACCUUCGGAAACCAGCAGCAGCAUUAUGGGGCGGCAGUUGGGCGGCCGCCGGGCGGGGAUUACAGAAGGGAUAACAGACAUCCGAGCUUAUUUCUUCUUCCAGACUUCCAGAUCCGAGCUUGGCAGCGGGCGGCAGCGAUGGUGGCGACGGCGAUUGUGUUAGCGGGGAUGAUGGGCUAUGGCGGUAAUGGUGGGACUGGAGCAAUUAUGGUGGAGGGGGAUGGUGGAGAUGGUCAGAGAAUGGAUCGAUGGUGGAGCUGAUGGACACGGCAGGGCUAGCGGCGAGGAGGAGAGGGGCUACGGUGGAAGCGGUGGUGGGGACUUGAUGGUGGCAGGGGCAAGGCUGGGAAAGGAAGGAGAGGGGGGUAUUUUAGAGAAAUUACACCCUUAGUCAACAUCCACUAAAAAUGAGGAAAAGUCAAAAUAGAAAGUUUAUUACCGGACGGAGGAAGUAAUGUUUAUGCGUACUAAUUUACUACGCACUCAAUAUGAACUUUUUUUCAUGGGAUCAUUUCAGGGAUACACUAAAGGUGUAUUCCAUUU
Molecule: messenger RNA, 3407 nt
Organism: Cuscuta campestris
Lineage: Eukaryota; Viridiplantae; Streptophyta; Magnoliopsida; Solanales; Convolvulaceae
Source: the annotation of a GenBank genome assembly